AGGUCAACUAUAUUUGUCUAUGAUAUACAGUGACUGUUGGCGAAGAGUGUCUGUUUUGUCCGUAUUUUGCUUUAAUUUUACGGCCAUGUGUGGUGAUAAUUACGUGUUUAAUAAAAUUUCUAGUGAUGAUAUCCACCACUGCAAACAGUAAAGUAAAAGCCCCCAAGGGAACGGAGUGUGUGGACGCUCCGGAUAGGGAUGAAAUUGUACAAGAAAACACGGACGAUAAGGUCAGAGGUUAUGUUGGUGCGUACGAUGCAUCCUCGUCAUUUGGCGGACCGUCCAGAGAUGGCAGGUAUCGGUCCCGAGGUCGUGUCACCGAGUUCAGGCCGUCUCGAGGCGGUGGACGAGGAGGACGAGGUCGCGGCGGAUUCCCGCCCCGUGGAGAUCGUGAGCCCCUAGACAACUCAUUCAAAUAUCACGAAACGCUAAACCAGUCCUCGAACGAUACCUGGGCCCAGGGGAAUAGCAGCAACAAGUUCUAUGAACGUCCAGAAUUGGUUGUCAAUCUGCCCGAGGACCCUCGUAUCUCUAAGCUGUUGCGUCGCCUAUGCGCUGAAGUGGACAUGGAAAAAUCACUGGUAAUAUGCAGCAAACUCCAGGAUGCCGUCAUGCUGCCUGAAAAUUCUCGAUACAUACGACGUUCAUACGACAUUUUAGUGGAAUCACUAUUGGAUGUACUGUAUGAUGCCCCUGGUCCUGAGACAAAAGAAGGUGCAUCUGUAGUUCUUGGAAGGAUUGGUUAUGUCAUGGGACCUGAUUUCAGGAAACAUUUGGAAUGGGUUGCUGCUAGUUAUGCAGUCCACAACACUUCCAUCAAACACUAUCUAACACUUUCAUUUACAGAGACAUUUCAACUGGAUUAUCAAACUCCACAUUUAGCUGACUUUGCUGAAAUAACUUUAGACAGGCUCCAGACUAUCAUUGAAGGUACUGACUCAGCUGAUGUGUUCAUGUGUGCUAUAAAUGCCAUGAUUAUCCUAUCAAAUUCGUACCCAGAACAUUUUGCAAAUCAUUUUGUGGACACUGUAGAUAUACUUGUUGGAUGGCAUGUGGAUAAUGCGCAGCCCAAGAAAAUUAAAGAUUUUGCUCUACAGUCAUUACUUAAACUGAGUCGACACUGGCAGGCUGAUGUAGGAUUCUCUGUCAACCUCUUAAAUCAGUUUGUGGAAGAUAUGGUGGCAUAUUCUACAGAAAUGGAACCAAAUCGCACUGAAAAGCAAAAUGAUGCCACCACUCCAGAAGACUGCAUGCUCAAGAUAACAUCUUUUUUGAAUGUUUUCAAUACUGUUGUUAAGAGUUUAGGGACCCUGUUGAGUCCUACAGUGUCACAGAUUGUUUCCUGGUCAUUUCUCAGUGAAGCAUUUACAAAAAUUUUGCAAGUUUUGUCUAAGACUAUGAAAAAUGAUGCUGAAGCUGACCUUAUACUGGCAGGUAAUGAAUGCAUUGCUUUACUCUUGAAGUAUUUACAGUCAAAGUCUUCAUCUUGUUCUCCAGCCCUGUUUGCCUUGAUAUCUAAGGAGAUGACCAACUUUUUGCAAGGGGAGGAAAGCGUUAGUCUCAGCAUUAUUGACUUGGUAUCCACUGUUAUUAAGGAAAUAGCAUCCAACUUGCCGAUUGAGUUCAUUUCACAAACAAUCGGACCUGAAUCACUUUUACGGCCACUACGUUACUCAGACAGUUCUCCCAUUUUAAACAGUGUUUUGUCAGUUUACAGUAACUUACUCAAUUUGAAAAACAUUCCACUUUUGCAAGAAACAUACAAAUAUGUUUUGACAGAUAUCCAAAACUCUUAUUCAGUUAUAAUACCGGACAUACAAAUUAUAAAACCAGAUUAUCAAGAAGAAGUUGAUAAAGAUAAUGCAGAGAAAAAUGUAAUAUUUUAUCUACAAUGUUUGUCAGAGCUGGCAAAUGCAAGUAAUUCUAUUAUUGGUAUGUGGGCCUUACAGCCUAGCAUUCUAGAACUAUUAGCCAUAAAGAUGUGCCCUCAUGCUGAAAAACUAAUUAAGGAAAAGCCAGCUCUUCAAUAUUCUGUACUGUACUUGCUUUACUCACACUGUAAAAAAAAUAAUCAUUUCAUUGCUUCUAGUGAUUUGGUUACAAAUACCCAGCAACGAGCCAAUGAUAUCUUUGGCCUAUCUAAUCUGAGCCUCGGUGAUGUAUCCAGCUCCAGCCCCACAUCUGGUCAUUUGGCUGUUAUUCUCAAUACUCUAAGCAUGGUAUUGGACGAAGAGGCCUCAAAGGAAACUUUAAUAUUGGUUCUCAAUUGGGUAUCUGAUAUAUUUUGCCAGUUAGACAAAUAUUUACCCAUAGUCAGCAUGUCGAAAGGAUUUUUUGUUCUAACAACUAAUAUGUUAUCAUUGGCAUAUAAUUUUGAUGAAGAAAUUGUUUUGCUUGUAAUGAAAAAUUCACAACAUUUACUGAAAAACAAAACUCUCACUUGGAAUGUUAUGGUAUUGAAAACAAUAGCAGUACUUUGUAUAUUACACAUUGACAAUCAAAAUAAAACAUUGUCCAAUGUUUGUAAAGAUGUGCUAUUUGACUUACCUUGGGACAUAGUACAGUUGGAGCUUGACAAACAAUUAGUGAAAGUGUUCACUGCAAGGAAGAUGAGUUUGAAUAUACUCAAUAGUGACACCAAGGCCAAUUCUUUUAAAGAGUAUCUAAUGCAUGGAUCCUUUUCGGUACUUUCAAACCAGCAUUUUAAACUAAUAAUGAACUGUCUUCUUCAAGCCACAAUGGAGGAUAAAAAAGCUUUAGUAGAUGCAUUUUUAACGUCAUGGCCUUUACAAACACCUGACAUUGAUGAAAAUAACAUAUUAUUCUUUCGACAAUGUGCUAUGAGUUUCUCAUCUAUUUGUGUAGGUUGGGCACUUUCAGAACUGGCUCAAACUUGUGUGUCUUUAAAGUUACGAACUAUUCUUGGCAAACCACACGAGACAUUCAUGAGAAUUGAAGGAGCAUUAAAAGGAAUAGCCAGAGAGAUAUCUUCUCAUGAAACUAAAUAUGUAGGUAAUGAUCAACAAACUGUUGUGGAAGUUGUCACAUUAGAACAAACAAGGACACGUUGGAUCACAGAGUUUAUGAUGUUCUUAGAGAAAUACAUUUACAACGCUGCUGAGGGCACUGCUAUAGUACUGCCAGCUGUUACUAAGCCUGUAAAAACAUUUUUCCAUACGAACUGGCCGACUUGUCGGGAGUGGUUGACCCGAGUUCGUCCCGCUGCGCUUGCAGUCAGCUUACACGCAGGACAUUUCGGCGCUGCCAUCUACCAUGCUUCCCUCAUACUGCAAACAGCCGCUAAUUCUAACACCAAUAUAGACGUCGAAGCGAUUGCGAUCAGCAUUGCCAGGGCCCUUAUCAAGAUCGAGGAGCCAGAAGUGUUACUUGGUUUAUAUGUGUGGAUCAAACAAAACUUUGAUAAGAAGUUAUUCUGGCUUAAAGGAGCUGCUGAACAGGCCAAUUCUAAACAUGAAUUAGCCAUAGAGUACUAUAAGAAAAUAAACAGCUUAAGUCCUCAGGAAGAAUCGAAGGAAUUUGAAAUAGCGUCGCAAGCAGACACGAGGAGUAACAGAUUCAUCGACGAGCAAAUCAUGGAAAGUUAUAAACACAUACAAAGCUGGGAAGAUAUGCAAGAAUGGAUAGACAAAGAUCAAUUUAACGCAAAUAGUUCACAGUGGAACUGUUUAUCGUCGUUGAAGUUUUUCGAAGAUUCUACAGAAAUUCCGGAAGAACUCGUAAACUGGGAUAUACUUGAUAGUGAAGCAAACGAAAUCCCCAAGAACGUGUGCUCCUAUCAAGGCCUCUUGAAUAAAAUUGAAUUGACUCUUAUGUGCACUGCAGUCAAGAUGUACAAUAGUGAUUACAAUGAUAAAUAUGAGAACUUGUUAAAACAAUGUGACUUGUUGCUCAAAUCACAAGCAGAAGAAUUCUCCAGAACGAAUGCUGUACAUUUCUUAAAAGAGGUGGCAGUCUUACAGUUAGCUAAUCAUGGCUUAACUAACAUUGUAAAGAGCGGAAAGCUUAUUACUAAUCCGUUUAAACCAUCGACAGUAAAGGAGUAUAAGUACGGAACUGAAUUUAAAAACUUAAGCAGAAUAUUAUGGUGGAACCAAUAUUUCACUAAACUGAAUAUGACAGAAGAAAAUGUAUUUUAUGCAGAAUGCCUUCGGCUAGAUGUAAUCAAAAGUGCAAGGAAAAACGCAAACCUAAUCAUGGCCAAGAGAGAACUCUUAAAUCAUUUUAAACAAAAUUCAGCUUUCCAAAUGUGUUUGGGACAAGUUAAUAACUUGGAUGACUUAAGCGAAGCACUUCUUUUAUCUACUAAUACUUACGACCUUGAAAUUUGGACUCUUAACAACGCUACUGCAUUGGCUGAGCUUUGUAAAUUGACUUAUGUAAAAGAAGAAACUAAAAUACGCGCUGUCAAUCUUUGUGCGAGCAUUUCGUAUGGAUUUUCUCAGAGAUUAGCAAUGGGUGAACAAAAUUAUGAAUUGAGAGAAAAAGGUACUAGACUGCUGCUCACUUUGUCCAAAUGGGUCCAAAGCGAGACUGAGAACAUCUUGGACGUGGACUCACCCUUGCUCAAACUAGUAUCGGUUCUACCAGAAAUUGGACUGGUGGAUAACAACAUAUCAGAGAAUGUUAUUCCGGUGUCGGACUCAGCCGUUGGUAAAUUACUACAAUUUGGAGUUAAUCAAUGCCCUGGGUUGGCUAAAGCUUGGGCCAAUUUUGCUGCUUGGUGCUUCAGGUGGGGUCGAAAAAUGGUUGAAUUCAGUUCUAAAACUCGAGAACAGUUGACAGAAAAUGACAAAUUACAGAUAGAGAGCGUUAUGAUUGGAUGUGCACCUCAAGACUUUGAAGCAGUUUGUGAAAUAUUAUCUAAAACAAAAGCUACUUGCGAUGAUGAAGAUAUUGAUUGGAACGAAAUCAACACUUCCGAAAUGAUAGAGAGUCAGCUUCGAACUGUACCGUCUUUGAGUAAUGCUUUCCCUGAACACCUUGCAUUGUUGGUGGACAUUUGGCGCCAAGCGCAAAAGCGAGUGUUUUCUUACUUCGAACUCUCGGCAGAUGCUUACUUCAAAUUUCUACAACUGAUUUGUGCAUCAGACUAUAUAAACCAUAGUGGAGAAAAUGCGGUUGUUAAUGCCACACUGAGACUGUUACGUUUGAUUGUAAAACAUGCUAUGGAAUUGCAGACAGUUUUAGAAUCUGGAUUAGCAAACACUCCCACUCAGCCUUGGAAAGUAAUUAUUCCCCAAUUGUUCUCCCGUCUCAACCACCCGGAAACUUACGUGAGAAAGUGUGUAUCUGACUUGUUGUGUAGAUUGGCAGAAGACACUCCGCAUUUAAUCACUUUCCCAGCAGUUGUUGGCGCAGUGGAAAAUGAACAGAAAGAUUUAAUAGAAUUGAAUGUUGCAAGAUCCUAUUUGUGUAAUGUCGCAAGCAGUGGUGAAGAUAAUCUCGAUGUAGAAGACAAUCUCAGCGAUAAAGUAAUCAAUAAUGAACUCAAUUCUUGUUUCUUGGAUAUGGUAGAAACCCUUGCGAAACAAGCACCGAAAACUAUUUUGCAGGUGAAGCUAUUAGUCAAAGAGUUACAAAGAAUUAAUUUGCUCUGGGAUGAGCUAUGUCUGGGUACUUUAGUUCAACAUCACUCUGAAUUUACAAAGCGACUUUCACAGUUGGAGAUGGAAGUAGCGAAAGUAAAAAAUAAUCCUCAUUUGGCUGCCGAAGAUAAAGAAAAACUUAUCAAAGAGAAACAUCGCAUUAUAUUUGAACCAAUUGUUUGUGUGUUGGAGCAAUUGCAUCAAGUGACUUCAGCAAACCCAGAGACACCGCACGAAGUGUCUUUCCAAAAUAAAUUCCAGUCCCUUAUCGCGGAUGUUAUAGAGAAACUGAAGAACCCCGCGAAUCCAGAUAAACCACAGGACUCAUGGGCACCAUUGAAACAACUACAAAUAAAAUUGCAGCAAAAAGUAAAUAAAAGAACGUCUUAUAUUUUGAAAAUGUCUGACAUUAGUCCUGUUUUAGCAGAACUAAAUAAUACCGUGAUCACCAUGCCAGGAGUACAUACGAAUCAGCGAGCUGUAAGAGUUACGAUCAAAGCAGUGGAAAAUAAUGUAGCUAUAUUGCCUACAAAGACUCGGCCAAAAAAACUUGUCUUUUACGGGUCGGAUGGGAAGGCUUACACGUAUUUGUUCAAAGGAUUGGAAGAUUUACAUCUAGACGAGAGAAUCAUGCAGUUGCUAUCUAUAACUAACACCAUGAUGGCCAGGGAUUCUGAAAACAAUGACAACCAAACUUAUAGAGCGCGCCAUUACUCUGUAAUACCUUUGGGUCCUCGAUCGGGAUUGAUUAGUUGGGUAGAUAAUGUGACGCCUUUGUUUGCAUUGUACAAACGUUGGCAAAACCGUGAAGCUGCUAUAUUAUCGGCUAAAACCAACAAGACAGUGAAUGUGUUGCGACCGUCGGAGCUGUUCUACAACAAGCUAAAUCCUUUGUUGAAAGAAGCUGGAAUAUCAACAGAGAAUAGAAAAGAAUGGCCUGUAUCGAUAUUGAAGCAAGUUCUGCACGAGUUGUCGACGGAGACCCCGCGCGACUUACUGUGGAGAGAGUUGUGGUGCAGCAGUGUAAGCCCUGAGCAGUGGUGGCAGAUGACGCGUCGGUACAGCUACUCGGUGGCCGUGAUGAGUACGAUAGGCUAUAUAAUCGGGCUAGGUGACAGGCACUUGGACAAUGUUUUAGUGGACCUUACUUCUGGUGAGGUGGUGCAUAUAGACUAUAACGUGUGCUUCGAGAAGGGCAAGACGCUGCGUGUGCCAGAGAAGGUGCCGUUCCGGAUGACACCCAACUUGGUGACUGCGCUCGGCGUGACUGGAGUCGAGGGUAUAUUCCGGCUGGCGUGCGAGCACGUGCUGCGCACCAUGCGGCGUGGCCGCGAGACGCUGCUGACGCUGCUGGAGGCGUUCGUGUACGACCCGCUGGUGGAGUGGGGCGGCGCCGCCGGCUCCGCGGGCAAGCGCCGCUGCACCGCGCGCGACGUGCGCGCAGCGCUCGCCAUGAUGGCGGUGCGCGCGCAGGAGCUGGCGCAUCACUUCACUGAAGUCACAGAACAAUUCCUGGCUGUACUGCCCGAUAUCAAGCAGUGCGCCGAGAAGUGGCUGAAGGAAAACGAUGAGCUGAAAUCAGUAGAGACUCGCUUGCAGGACUGCCACCAGCAGAUGGCUCUGAUUAAGGAAAUAGAAGCGUAUGGGCCAAAUCUAAACAGCCACCCGUUGUACGCGAUAUCUCAGAAGUACUCCUCUUACAAGCAAGCGAAGAACGCCGUGGAGGACUCGAUGAAGGCGCUAGUGAAGAUACUUAACGAAUUUGAUACUCAGAUAGAAAACUUCGCAGCCACCACAGAAGCUAUCAACGGUCCGCAACUAAUGGCGUGGGUGCAAGAAUUCUCCGGCACCGACGAAGAGGAACAACCGAUAUUCGAACAUAUAAAAGACUUCCUUACUAACGCUGGCCAAGCAGCCAUGAUAUCGCAAUGCGAACAAGCUGAGACCGAACUGUAUCAAAGCAUGAAGCAGACCCACCACCUCGUCAGGUCCUGCCUCGAACUACUCUCGCAGUACGUGGCAGUGUCGCAGUAUUACCCGCAGAGUCACACCGAGUACCACCGCGUACUCGUGUUUAGGAAGUUAGUAGCUGCAGCCCUGGAGAGCAAGUCUCCCGAAGUGUGUCGCGACGUAGCUAACCAAGUGGCAGCCCUGAUCAAUGCUGAGAACAACAAGGGUGACACAUCGCAGCAGAUCAUUAAUUAUAACUACCGUCUGCAAAAUAUGAACGCUGAAGCGAAUGCCAAUUUGACCAAAGCUAUAGAAAGACUGCAGUUGGAAGGUGGCCCUGAUGCGCUGGCCUUGGCUCAAGAAGCAUACAGAGAGGCCAAAACUAAUAUUAGUAACUGGGUGAGGGCAGAGGAAGGCGCAGGAGAGGCGCUGGAGUGUGUCGUCAUCGGCAUGCUCUGCAACCUGAACAGGAGGUACCUCAUGCUGGAGAAUGGUGCCCAGAGCGCAGGGGAUUGUCUCGUGGACUUGACAUCUAGAGAGGGAGAGUGGUUCCUGGACGACAUGAGCACGUUGUCCAUGCAAGCGGUCGAGCUGCUCUCUUUGCUGCCUUUACAAUCCGCGUCGGCCGAAGACGCCGCCAUGCCAGUCGCCGUAGAGUGCGUCCGGAACGCGAACCUGCUCCUAGCCGACCUGGUGCAACUGAAUUACAACUUCAGCACCAUCAUACUGCCCGAAGCGCUGAAGAAGAUACACUCCGAAGACCCGUCUGUGCUAUUGAUGAUCAGCGAGCUGAACGCAGUGAUCAUGAACUCCCCGGUGCCACUCAACGAGCUGCUGUCGCAGUUGGAGCUUCAUCUUAGAUACUUGGUUAUGGAUAUGGAGUCUCCUGCCAGCUCGGCGCCCCUGCUAGCCGCCGAGGUACGGUCGCGGUACGAGGCCCUCCUGUCGGCGCCCGCCAGUGAGGCGGAUGGCCAGUCCUCCGGCCGCAUGUUGCUGAUGGGCUUCAACGGACUCUUCGCGGCCGUAGAGCUGCGCGCCAGGGAGUUGGCUGAUCACCUCGCGAUACCUAUCCCUCCCGCAUGGAGGAAGAUCGAUCAUAUCAGCGAAUCAAUGCACAUGUCGGCGGCGCUGCAGAGCGGUGCGGUGCGCGCCGUGCUGGAGGAGGUGUUCCUGGUGCGGCGCGUGCAGACCGUGGCCGAGGUGUUCGCCAUGUGCGCGCAGAUGGGCUGCGCCUUCAACGGGACCGGCCCGCCCACCCUCUUCGACGACACCGCGCUCUGCAAGCCGGUCCGGAGGUUCACGGCGGAGUACGUGUCCCGCUGCGUGCUGGGCGUGCAGUCGAAGGCGCUGGCCAGCGUGCUGUGUCUGCUGCUGCGCCGCGCCAGCCUCGACCUGCACGCCGAGGUCGAGCAGAAGGAAAUCGGUGCAUCGUGGAGCGUGUCCCUGGAGUCGCUGUGCGAGAAGGCGCGGCGGCGCUGCGCGGGUGGCGCGGGGCGCGAGCGGGGCGCGGGGCUGGCGCGGGCGCUGCACGGCGCGCGCGGCCGCCUGGCGCGGGCUGCGCGCGCGCACACCGAGCACGCGCGCCGCGCCGCCAUACUGCACCGCGCGCGACUCACGCACGCCGCGCACACGCAGCUGCACGCUGAAGUACUGGGCGCGGGGCUGGGGCCAGGGUUGGGCCCGGGGCCGGAGCCCGGGGCGGCGCUGGCGCGGCGCGGCCGCGACCUGGCGGCGGCGCGGGACCGACUGGUCGCCGCCAGCACCAAGGCACACACACUGCUCACUUCCGCACACCAGAGAGUGAAGUGGGGUGCGGGCGCUAACCCGGCGCUGGCGGGCGUAGCUGCCGCGCUGUGGGCGGCGGGGAGUGCGGCGGCGCGGGCCUCCGCGCUGUCUACCGCGGCCGCCGCGCUGGCUGCGCACGCGCAUGUCGCCGCCGCACUGCGGGCUCCGCGCGCACCGCCACGCCACUACGCGCAGCUUACUACUGCACUUGCGCAUUGGGAGAAGGCAUGUACCCUGGCACAGAAGUACUCGCUGAAGGUGUCCCCGGUGGAGGAGUCACUCAUGGAGAUGUUACAUCCAGAGGGAAACAUUGACACACAAUGGGUGGACAACGUGUCGGCCCUGCUCCGCGAGAUGAUAUCGUCCCUGAGCGGCGAGAGCGCGGCGCUGCGCACGCGCAUGCGCGCGGCGGGCGACGAGCUGCGGUUGGCCGCGGGCCGCGCCGCGCCCGCCGCCGCCGCGCGCGCCUCCGCACUCGCAGACCUGCGCGCGCCGCUCGCACUGCUCGCCGCCGUCAACGACGGUAACAACCCGGCGACGGAGUUCCUGUCCCGCGAGAAGACGGUGAGCGAGCACAUAUCGGCGCUGACGGCGCUGGCCCCGGGCCGCGACGCGGAGCCCCACGUGGGCGCCGCCUGCACCGCCGCCGCGCACCUACUCGACACGCUCGCCGCGCACCACGACGCGCUGCAGCAACUACACACCAACUGGCCGUCGGAGCCCAGCGGCCGCCGCCUCGCCCGCCAGCCCGCGCUCGGGGCCGCGGGCAAGCCCACCACCAGGCAGGGAGGAGAACGCAACGCGGUGGGGGCCGGCGUGUGGAAGCGGGUGCGGCUGAAGUUGGAGGGACGGGACGACACGCUCGGCCGGGACACCGCGCCCGCGCGGGACUCGAGCUCCGCCCGGGAGGCCGGCCGGGAGCCCGGGGGCAGGCGCCUGGCGCUGCACGAGCACGUGGACGCCGUGAUCCGAGACGCCGUGAGCUGGGGGAACCUGUGCCACAUGUACGAGGGCUGGAUGGCCUGGGUCUGAGCCCCCCGCCGCCGCCGCCCGCUGCGCCUGCGCCUCCCGGCCCGUGCGCCCGCGGACGUCGCCAGCUCGCGCCCCCGCGCCCCGUAGUGCGCCCCCGCGCACUGCGCCCCGUCGGCCCGCAGCCCGGCCCGCGCCCCGACAAACACCGGUCGCUCGGUUUUGGAUCGCGUUUUUACUAGUUUUAUCGUUUUGUUCGUUUCGGUCAGCUAUGGGCGCUGUCGGCUCGGGCCGUCCUAGGGUAACAUAUUGGUUUCGUUGAAGCCGCUCGCUCGCUCGCUCGCGCGGCGCCGGCGACCAUCGGCCGGGGGCGGCGCCCGAGGCCGAGUCGGGCGCCGCCCGCCGCGCGAGCUCAGUCUCUCGGCGUAGUGUCACUGGUGUCUGGGGCCCCGGCUCGCCGGGGAGUCGCCUGUUUCGACCAUCGUAUCACUAACAUGACGCAGUCCUUGACACCCGACUUCUAUAUAAUAUUACAGAAACAUAGUUGUUACUUCGAGUACGAUACCGAUCUGGUGUUAUGUUCGAGUAAACUUAAGUAAAUGUUGUUUGUUAUACCCGUGCAAUAGCGUGUUUAUUUAAAUAAACAUCUUCAAGUCGAGGCGACAAAAUUUUACAUUUAUGUGACGAUAUUGGCGUACAAAAUUUAUUUGUAGCUCGUAUGUAAUACUUUUAAUAUAAAAAUAUAUAAAAAAACCAAAAAAAAAGAAUUAAGAUAACGACUCGAUCAGUGCAGAAUGGAAAAUACUGAUAUAUUCAUUUUUCUUUCGUAGAAGUAAUUCGAACGACGACGUACAACGUACGACUACUCUGAAGUAUCGAGCACUAGUGCCGCUCUGUGUCUAGGUUUAUAUUCCACGUACUAGCAGUUUACAUAGAAAACUGAAUACAUAGAAUUUUUUCUGCACGUCUCUCGCUAGCUUCAAUAUCAACGUAUUCAUAUAAACAAACAUUAACUGUGCUGCAGUAUAUUCUAACGCAUAAAUGUAUCUUAAUGUAGAAUUAAUUUAGUUUACUCAUUUCCUGUCCAACUUGCAAUGUAUUACGAAAUAGGCGUCAUCCACUUACUGUAAUACUAUAACUAUGUGUUUAUCUUUCAGAAUUUAUUUUCGAGUAAUAAUAUCAUCUUUGUAAUUUAACACCUUAUGUACUGUUCUAUAAUGUCCUUUUGUAAUGUAAGUCACCAACCGUGUUGCUCCUACUGCUCAUAGCAUCAACUUAUGCCUCAACUAGUACAUGCAGGUGGGUGACGCCAUAGUACGAUCACUUUUAAUUUAUAAAUAUUCUUUCUGUAUUCAUAUUCGUAUGCAGAAGUAUAAAUCGCAAAUUAACUGUGUGUAAAACCAACCAAUUUACUAGCUUGCAAUCAGAAAUUAUUCCAAAUGUUAAUUAUUCAACCUAUAAUCAUACCUACUGUGUGUAGAUCAUGGAUAUGUAAUAAUUCAUAAACAUAAAUCAAGAUUUUCGAUCAUAAAUUCAAAAAAAGUGUAACUUUAAUCUGAAAAUGAGGUUUUUAAACAACAAAAAUUUUGUAUGAUACAAUAAAUCUGUUGAGUACAGAAUCCUGUGCCGAUAUGUUGUAGUUUGUCUAUCAGGGAAUGAGUAUUUAGUAACAUAAUAUAUUAUAUAUCGCAACGCAUUAUGUAACCCUCACGCGCGCCUGUGUGUGUGGGAGCAAGCAGAGCCAAUGGCCGAGUGUUUGUAACGGUGGAUGCAUUACAUAGCACUAACUAUUCGCACACCCUCAUUAUAUUCUACAUAGAAAACACUUAUAUAGUAAGUGUUAGAUAUUUGUCACUGUAUCGGACGAUAAUAGUGUAGCAACGCGAAUGUAUACCCUGGCUCCAUAAAUAUAAGUAAAUUAGAUGUAAACAUGUGUGAACUGUAAGUGUCACAGCAAUCUGGUCGUUUGGUAGUAAAUAGUCGCUCAUAGAGUAAUUGGAUAUCACUAUAGCAGUGGAUGUUGUGUACCGAUACAUACGUAUUAUGUAAUCGACCGCGUGUAGUCGUCCCCCACAUAAUAUAAUGUACCAUGUCUACCUGUUAUCUAGUCUCCUGUCUGAACCGUAGCAAUGCAUCCAUCGAUUUCUGUUUGUAUCGCUUCAUAUUAAAAUAAAUGGUGUAUGUAGCAAA
This is a messenger RNA of Spodoptera frugiperda (fall armyworm), 12500 nucleotides long. RefSeq names its product serine/threonine-protein kinase SMG1 (gene nonC). Gene Ontology annotation, biological process: TOR signaling; negative regulation of macroautophagy; phosphorylation. The coding region runs from base 126 to 10373 and encodes 3415 amino acids. Lineage: Eukaryota; Metazoa; Arthropoda; Insecta; Lepidoptera; Noctuidae. The record is from RefSeq and is a predicted model, not a curated record. The transcript is spliced from 13 exons. Gene Ontology annotation, cellular component: TORC1 complex; TORC2 complex; nucleus. Gene Ontology annotation, molecular function: protein binding; protein serine/threonine kinase activity.